ACUCACCUUUCACUCGUCAACUUUCUCACAUUUACUCUCUUUCUUUCUUUACUUCUCAACAAUGGAGCUCAUAGACUUCAUUAUGCUCUUUUUCGCCAUUGCCUUUUUCCGUUGGUGGUGGCACCGCUGGUCAAAAACCGGCGGUGGCGCCAAAAAUCUCCCACCAGGACCACCUGGGUGGCCGAUUGUCGGCAACCUCUUCCAAGUCAUCCUCCAACGUCGUCCUUUCAUGUAUAUUGUUCGUGAUUUACGUCUAAAAUACGGUCCAAUCUUCACAAUGCAAAUGGGUCAGCGCACAUUGAUUAUAGUCACGAGCGCUGACCUAAUCCAUGAAGCUCUAAUCCAACGAGGCCCACAGUUCGCUAGCCGGCCUAAAGACUCUCCCAUUCGCCUUAUCUUCAGCAUGGGAAAGUGUGCCAUCAACUCUGCCGAGUAUGGUCCAUUAUGGCGUUCCCUCCGCCGUAACCUCGUCUCGGAGAUGAUAUCACCACUUAGAGUGAAACAGUGUAGUUGGAUCAGAAAAUGGGCUAUGGAAGCCCAUAUGAGAAGGAUCCAAAAUGAAGCCCAUGAAAACGGUUUUGUUGAAGUAAUGAGUAAUUGCAGACUCACCAUUUGUAGCAUUCUCAUUUGUCUUUGUUUUGGUGCCAAAAUAACAGAGGAACGAAUAAGAGACAUUGAGAGUGUUCUCAAAGAGGUUAUGCUUAUUACUCUUCCGAAGCUUCCAGAUUUUUUACCAGUUUUAACGCCGUUGUUCCGCGGACACGUCAAGGAAGCAAGAAAGCUACGGAAGAAACAGGUGGAGCUUCUAGCGCCAUUGAUUAGGAAUCGGAAAGCUUAUGUGGACAGCAACGGAAAAUGUGGAGAUCCGGAGAUGGUGAGUCCCAUUGGUGCUGGUUAUGUUGAUUCGUUGUUUGGUUUGGAAGUUCCCGGUAGAGGGAAAUUGGGAGAAGAGGAGUUGGUUACGCUUGUCUCGGAGAUUAUCAGUGCCGGUACUGACACGAGUGCAACGGCGAUUGAGUGGGCGUUGCUUCAUUUAGUGAUGGAUCAAGAGAUUCAAGAGAGGUUGUAUAGUGAAAUUGUUGGGUGUGUUGGGAAAUGUGGUGUUGUUAUGGAUAGUGAUGUUGAAAAAAUGCCUUAUCUUGGUGCAAUUGUGAAAGAGACUUUCCGGCGUCAUCCUCCGAGUCAUUUUGUGCUUUCGCACGCGGCUACGGAGGAGACAAAGCUUGGUGGAUAUACUGUGCCAGCAGAUGCGAGUGUUGAGUUUUACACUGCUUGGUUGACUGAGAAUCCGGAUAUGUGGAAGGAUCCGGAUGAGUUUCGACCCGAGAGGUUUUUAAAUGGAGAUGGAGUGGAGGUAGAUAUUACUGGAACUAAAGAGGUGAAGAUGAUGCCGUUUGGUGCAGGGAGGAGGAUUUGUCCCGCAUGGACAUUGGGGACUUUGCAUAUAAACAUGAUGUUGGCGAAAAUGGUGCUUGCUUAUAGGUGGUUGCCGCUUCCGAAUUCCCCGCCCGACCCGACUGAGACAUUUGCUUUCACUGUUGUCAUGAAGAAUCCUCUCAAGGCUGUUAUUGUUCCUAGAUCCAUUUAAGUUGGUUUGGUUUACUACACUUACAUAUACUUUAUCAUUGGCAUAAUGCUAGUAAUUUGUUAACUCAUUAAUCAAUAUUUUAGCAGUGCUCUACAAGAAUAGUAUUUUUAGGGCCACUUAAUUGGUCCAUAUGCUGGCUUAUAUUAGUAUAUACUACUGGUAUUGAAUUUGUAAUAUUUCAUGCAACAAUUAGUUUCAUGUGUGAUGCUUGCUAAUAGGCUUCUCCAUUCCUCUGUUUACAAAGGUAAAAUUUUCUUUUACAUAUAAAAAUAGUAUGCUAUAUAAUCAGCUGCAAAUAUUUUGGUUUUAUUGUACUUUUUGUUUCCUUAUUUUAUUAAAUUCAUCAAAAUAGUUUUUUGUUUUAAAAUUAAAUUAUUUUAUGUUUUAUUUUUACAUUUGUUGUAAUUUUAGUCGUAGCUUAUGUUUUAUGUUCUAAAAGUGACGGCUUUUGAUGCCGAAAGAGGUGAAUUUGUCUCAAA
This is a messenger RNA of Trifolium pratense (red clover), 2067 nucleotides long. RefSeq names its product cytochrome P450 77A1. Gene Ontology annotation, cellular component: membrane. Gene Ontology annotation, molecular function: oxidoreductase activity, acting on paired donors, with incorporation or reduction of molecular oxygen, NAD(P)H as one donor, and incorporation of one atom of oxygen; iron ion binding; heme binding. Lineage: Eukaryota; Viridiplantae; Streptophyta; Magnoliopsida; Fabales; Fabaceae. The record is from RefSeq and is a predicted model, not a curated record. The transcript is spliced from 2 exons. Bases 62 to 1588 code for a protein of 508 amino acids.